Molecule: messenger RNA, 11740 nt
Organism: Spirodela intermedia
Lineage: Eukaryota; Viridiplantae; Streptophyta; Magnoliopsida; Alismatales; Araceae
Source: the annotation of a GenBank genome assembly
AUGGCGAUCUACAAGCUAGCCGUCGUCAUCGGGGUGGAUUCCUCGUCUCCGCCUUCUCUCGCGGAGGGCGGCGGCAGCGGCGUGGGAGAGGACGAGGAGAUUCUAGUUGUCCAGCAGUCGGCCCCGCCUAUGCUAGAGCAGGAGGAGUACCGGCGCUACGUGGACUCCGAUCUCUGGGAUCUGCCGUCCGCUCCGUUGAAGGUGGUGGAAGAUGGGGCGGCGGUGGAUGAGUUCGUCGUGGAGGGGGCCGAUUCUUGCUCAGAGACUGUCGACUUGAGGAAGUUUGACGUCCGCUCCGCCAUCGAUCAGGUGGACGGGGUUGAUUCAGGAAUUGCCUUUAACGUACUGCGUUUCCCAUAAUCGAGAUGGCGGGGAAGUUUGUGUUGUUCGGGAGCAUAAUUGAACGCCUCUUCGGCCGCGUCGUUUUUUUGUCUUUGCGGCACGAAACCUAGCACUCUCGACGCAGAUGCGUCCUUCCUUCCGGUGUGAAGUGAUGGAAGCUCUCAUACAUUUUAUUAAAUGCGUCAUGUUGAGAAUACUGUAAAUUAUAAGUGUUAAGCCUUGGUUUUGGUUAAUUAGCGGAACAAUCAGUCUCUGCGUCUGUCCCAAAACUGGUUUCCUCAGGUGGUAGUCUUUCAAAAUGAUGGCACGUCUCUUCCCAGCAUAAAAUACCGUUCCAAAUUUCGGAACCUAUGGGAAGCUCGUCUGGAGCCUCUCCUUUUUCGGUCUACUUGCAAGAUCAAUGGUUCUUGUGAGGAGUAUUUUAGCUUAGACUCUGACCACGACAUCUUUAAGCAGAUAGUUAAAACAAUGCACUGAGUUAGAAAUUUUCCCUGUGCCCCUUGUAAAGUUUCCAAUUAGCUAGUGAAUUUUCUAAACCAUUUUAAUUUGACAUAUUGUAUUUAAUAUCAAAUAUUGAACCUGUAUUCUGAUGGAUUCUAACCGUUGUUUCUUGAUUUUAUUCAUUUCUUGCUCCUAUUUUGCAUCUCUCCUCUUUGCCCUGAAACUUUGGAUUCGUACCACUUCUCCCAAUUACAAUGCACAUAUUCCAUUGAAGUAAUGUGGCCAAAUUCAAAUUAUAAUUUGCGAAUUCGAAAGCUUCGCAUUAUAAUCAUUACAACAGGAUGAACAUUUUUGGAUGCUUUCGUACAGGUGAUGCGCCAAGUGGGUUUCCUGACUGCGGAUAAUGGACACUGGACGUAUGGGAAGUUCGCUAAGGAACCUGAUUUUGGACCAGAACCUCCUGUUCAUACAUUAUUUAUUCUUGGAAAGUUCAAGUUUGAACGAAAAAGCAUUCAAGGUUUACACAUCACUCUACACCUGGAUAUUACUAAUCACAUUCAGACGUGAACUCUGGUGUUUUUUCUGUGUAAAUAAUUCUUCACUAAUGGAUGAUGGAACUUCAACUCAUUCUCACUGAUUAAAUCAAGUACAAUUUUCAGAUAAAGGGUCCAAGUUAAGCAAAUGGAUAUCCGUUCAAAGUGCCUUAAAGUUGCUUUUGGAAGUUAAUCCCGGUGGUGAUCGGAUAGGACCUUUGUUUGUGACUAUGUUUUUUUCUGAAGCUUCCAAGGCAAAAUGGAAAAUCCCUCCUACGUUUUAUUUUCAGGUGCAAUCUUAUUACGUUAAUCUGAAAAUCCUGUGUUGGGCAAACGUUUACUGGAUCAUUCAUCUGUCAUGCACCACAUUUUUCAUUUAUCUAGUUUCAUCAUUUAUGAAGUCCGCCAACUGAAAAUUCUUAUGAUUUAUCGAAUGCAAAUUUAGUACUUUUUAAUUUGCCGUACCGUGUAUCCUUCCAUAGUUGUUGCCGUUGAUGUCUGGUGACUUCAGGCCUUAGAGGCUGCAGAACAUCGUCUGGCAAUUGGAUUGGGCGAAACCUCCCUUUUAAUGUAUUGAUUCCUAAGUCUGUUGACGAGCAAAGGGACAAAUGUCCCCCUUUGGGGGGCAUAGAGAAGAUCGAAUGUCAGGCCUCUCUUUUCUCCUUUGGAGGGAAAGGAUCUGGGUUUUGAUAGGAUUUUUACAAAAUUCCUUACGAGAAAAAAGGGAAACAAACUAUGAUUGUGUCUAAAACUAAAAAUUACGAUGAAAUGAAAAGUAGUAGGAAAAUAAUAAUAAGAAGAAAAUAAGGAAAAUGGUAAGUGUUACCUUAUCCAUAAAUAUCUAUUAAGGAAAAUGGUAUAAUGCUAUUCAAUCAAGUCCUUUCACUAACGUGGGGAAUCGAUGAUAUUUAUUCCAGAGGUUUUUAUCUAUUCUUCAUUACUUGAAAGAUGGGUGUCUUUAGGGUUUUUUCUGAGCUUAAAAAUAGAUCCUUAGUGUUUUACACUUCAGUAUUGACAUAAAGAGAUGAAUCUUUUGAUGUAGGAGUAUCCUCCUGGUGUCUGCAUUUUACCCAUGAGGAGCAGAACAAUUAAGCCCUUUCGCACAACAAAUUUACUGGUUAUGACGCAGUCUGAAGCGAACGAAGACGUUGAGUAUUCGACAUGUGUUGCCCAUGGAGAUGCUCUGCUAGUGGACCCUGGUUGUUGCUCUGAGUUUCAUGCAGAGGUAUGACACCGCAAGACUUCAUUGUAUGACUUAUAUGUGUGAUUACGAGUAAACUAUAGCCCCUUAUCACGAUUGCUCUUUUUUAUAUGACAACCAGUAAACUAUAGCCAUUCAUAAAGUUUACUCUUUUGUAUCUAUGACAAUCAUGGCAUGACGUGCUUAAUACUUUACUAGAGCGGAACAAAUGCAUACCUUUUGUCCCCUAGGCCUAUGUAAAUAAACCAAGACGGGGGUGAGUUGGGUUGUAACCUUCUUUCUGGGUGUUCGGCGGAAAUCAAAAGAAAAGUAAAAGAUCAAAACACUAUCAGGUUUUUUUAGCUCGGCCCUGCCUUCUCCACACUUUCGAGACUUAUCAUAUGUAGCACUAAUCCCGGUCGAUUCCAGGGUGAAAUCUUACCUAUCACUGUUAAUUUCUUUGUGCUAACUCACCUCUAGUAGACACUAGGAUUCGGGAACUAGCUCAUCCCAAAUGCAUUUGAAAUCAUUGAACCCACCCAGGUAUUAUUACCUAAUACCAGCUUCCUCAUGGCAUUCACCAGGGAUGAGACACUUAAAACACUCCACCAAGAAUUGAUGCGUCGAAGCAUUCUUGCUCUGGUAAUUGAGGCUUUGGAGCGUGAAUGACUGUUUUUUUUUCAAUUGCCUUGGGUCUUCUCCUUCUUGUUGAAUUCAGUUCCCAAAAAAGUUUGUUGGAGCUUAUAGAGACCUCGAAUAUAUUCACCAUUUACCUUAAUGGCCCAAACUCUGUGCAGAGAUCUGGUUAACUUGGUGGUUGACGUAAAACUGUUACCAUGAGGGGUCAAACUGGUUACCUUAAUAAAACUGUUUCGUAUAUUCUUCAUUGAGGGGUCAAAUUGAGUAAACAAUAUUAUUGAUUGAUUUAUCUUCCUGAGAACAAUAUAAUGAUUAAGAAAUUUAUGCAUAUUACUAAAUUAAUAAAUAAAUAUUAUUCGAGUUCUCCUUAUAAUUAUCAUAAUCAUGCUAUGAGACUUAUAUAAUGUCCCAUCGAUACAUAAAAUGUUAACCGGGGUUUUGUCACUACUAAAAUAGUGAUUUUGUCAUUUUCAAAAUCAUUCCAUUUAGGGUUCAUAAUGAAACCCAUAAUACCGCUGAAAAAUUAGCCAAAAGAAGUUGUGCAAUUGAAAUGGGAAGACAAGAAUUAGACAAGAAGUUGGCUAAUUUUUGGCUAAAAAAUUAGCCAAAAGAAGUUGUACAUAAUACGUAAAGUAGCACACACUAAGAUCAGGCAUGCUUUUGGUUCCUGUGUAGGGGGUUCUAUUUUUUGGGAUUUGAUUGUCUGCAUACAUUUUUUUGUUUCCAUGUUCUUAUGUUUUAUGUUUUAUGAUCAUGUGGCAGUAUCCACUUUCAAACGAUGAAACAUAUUUUCUCAUUGAAAUUGGACCGGAGUUGAUAUUGAUGAUGUACUAUAUGCUGAUAGUUAAGAUUUAGUUGUCGCAGAAGGGGAACAUUUUUCUUUCAUAAUUUAAAGGCUUUGUCGAGACCUGAUUCUGGAUCAUGCCAUGACAAUGGUUCGCCACAUCAGGCACCACAUCAGUAGACUGCAACAUGGUGGUUACUAUCAGCAGGGAUGAUCCUCUCUCACUUAUUUCGAUUAGGAUACCUUGUAUUAUUGGGUUGCAGAAACUUUCCUAGGUCUCCUUUUGUUAACUUUACAUGAUUGUGCUGGGAAAUAUUUCAAAAUUCAUCAGGAGAUUUUCUUUAGAGGCUGUAAAUACUCAGUUCCUAUGCCUUGAUAGUCUUGUUGGUGAAAGAGAUUUGUUACUGAUAUUUUGGUGGUUCUCAGAGUUUUUUCUGAAAACCAAGAAAAACUUCUCAAUUUCUUUUUCUUACGAUUUUUUUUAUUUGCUUAUUAAGCUGUCCUUUCUGGAAAUCCAUGCUUGGUAGCUGAUAUGUUUAGCCAUGAUCUCAAGUUUUUGAUGUUUAUUCAUUUUCCUAUCUCACUAAAUAUUGACAAGGACAAGAUCCUCACUCACCAGGUGAGGUUCUCAUUCGAAAUCACAUGUUUAACCUUUCGUGACCAUUAUGUUUGCUAAUUUUUUUUAUAUUUUGAACAGUUGGCAGACAUCGUAGCAGCAUUGCCAAGAAAAUUAGUGGUCUUUAUAACUCAUCAUCAUUAUGAUCAUAUUGAUGGUAAGUACUGAUAUGCAUCGAGAUGUAUAGUAGUUCCAUUUACUUGCUCCUUUGGGGCUCUAACCUAAUGAUUUCAGACAUCUCCUUCUUUAAGAUCGUAUUUCCUUUGUGUUGAUGACACAAAAGGGUGAUAUUACACACGCACACACACGUACACGCACUUGUUAUUAUCUUCUUUUAGCUACUCAUUCCCAUAACAACUAUUAUGUACUGAUGAACACAAUUCUAUUCCCAUAAUAACUUUAGUAAGUUGAAGACUUCUAUUCACCAAUCUCCUACGUUUACCACAGAAAAAUCCAUUCUUCAAUGAAGUUUUAUGCUGCGGUUGGGAGAUGAACAAUUAACUUGAUCCAUUCACGCAACAAUUAACUUGAUGAACUUUACUCAAGAUGAUCCACGUAAGCCAUAUGUUAUCGGUAUAAGAUCGGCCACUUACCAUGGAAUCUGGGUUGUUUCAGUUGAUCAGGUUCUCAAGUUCCUGAUUAAUGAGAUAAGAAAAUGCCAAUGAUGAUGCAUUAUGGAUUUUUAGCUUUGUUGCCGGGACUGUUUACAUUUUUAUAUGUUUCUCAAGCCUAUCAAGAUGUCUCAUUCUAUUAGCUUUAGUUUUUACUGCGACUCAACAUAAUUAUAGUUUCUUCGGGUUCAUGGCAGGUCUUUCAGUCAUCCAGAAAUGCAACCCUGAUGCUCUUCUUUUGGCACACGAGAACACUAUGAAUCGUGUUGGAAAAGGUUCCUUUUUUCACGAUUUUGAUGAUUGACCAUUUUUAAAUUGUGUGGGUUAUAAUUUACUUGCUACAAUCAGUUUCCCUUCCACGGCAACUACCGCUGUGCCACUGGUUUUGUUGGUCUAACAGUAAAGUUGACGCUACUAUUUAUGCAUGAGAUGAGGUAUCUCAAACUCAAAUAACCAACAAUAACUUUAUAUACAUGAUAUUUCCAGGAAAACCGACAUAAUGAAAGUUAUAAUCUUUGGACAAUUUUAAAGGAAUAAAUCUAAACAAUUCUCGUCUGACCCAUAGUUUUCUACCCUUAUACUUUCGUCGAUAAGCAAGGAAGAUACGCGGAACAAUCCUUACUUUUCACAUAGUUUUUCCUCACGUUCUCUGUUCUGAAGAUCAUUCGCUUUUCAGCAAAUGAUCUUCAGAACAGUUUGUUCCCUUAUACUUUGUUACUGUGCUCUAUUUUUCCAAUAACCUAGUGUUGACCAAGCUUCCCACAAACUUUAAUACUCACAGCAGCAAAGGGAUUUUCUACAGCUAGAUCUGUUUUCACUGUGUCAAUGGGCCAUGUAGUAGAUUAAUUUCAUUUUUUGUAUUCAAUUUUUUGUUUAAAUGUGGUUAGUAAAAGUCAACAAAUAAGAAUAAUUAUACUCAGUUAUUAGCUUUCUAUUGAUGACAGAGGCGUGGUCUUCUAGUUAUAUCAAAGUUUCUGAUGGUGACAAGAUGAAUAUUGGUGGUGAACAACUAAGAGUGAUUUUUGCACCGGUAUUUGGAACUUAACUUUUCUUCUUGAGAAUCACUUCUGAUUGGUUAAAAAUAAGGGACUAUUCCUUACCUGCUUGGAAGUAUUCCCAUGUUAUUUUUAUAUUGUUUUUUGAUCUAGCAUCGGAUACUUUUUGUAAAGAUAUUUUGGAUGAAUGAUAAAUUUAGUGGCUUGGUUUUUACAAAAAAUCACUUAGUAUCCUUUUUUUAAAUGUUUAAAGAGCCAAGUGAUAAUUACAAUGAAGAGAGAAAAAAAAUCUACGAGUGUGAAAAAUGUAAGCUCUCACGAAGAAGCCCAUACACAUCAGUAAUUUGCUAGACAGAGAAAAGAAGACAAACUUACAGACAUAGCAACCCAUACACAUCAGUAAUUUGAUAGACAGAGAAAAGAAGACAAACUUACAGACAUAGCAACCCUAAGUAUAGAACCACAUCCUUCUUCCUAAUGUGAAAACCUGACCCACUCAUUUAACAUGUCUCGUGCCCAAUUAAAGAGGAACAAACGCUGAGGUGUUUUCCUCUUUAAAAAUAUGCUGCUUCCUCUCUGUCUAGGUAGCAUAAAGAGUAACCUGUAAAAUAAACCGUCAAAUCUAGAAAAACUUGUUCACUGAUGGUUCCUACUCAGACAAGGCCGAUCGUACUUGAAUGCUGACAUGAAAGAUCUACCUUGAGGUGUACUGACUGCCUGGUCUCGUUAUAAAAGGAAUAAAUACCCAAUGAAUAAAAAUUCCAAAUUUUCUUCAUCCUUGCCGCAGCACGGAUCAUGUUUAUGAAAGAAGCCAAACGAUCACAAUUCGUGGGGAGUCUCCCAUGUGGAAUCUUUCCCACCUAAAUCUUUACUUAAAUGGGGCUGGGGUUCGUCAAAUCCGGGGAACGAUGAGAUUUAAGGCCUCCGUCAAAGAAGAUGCAGUAAGAUACUUAUUCGAAUUGAUAAACCACCUCCUUUCACCCAUCUCUGCUCCCUCUUUUCUGUCUUGGGGUUUAUAAUGCAACUCUGUACAAGUAGGUCUAGGAUGUCUUCAGGUUAUUGUAUCUCUUCAAUUUGUAGGUUCCUCCGAAUUCUUUGGCACAACUCUCAUCCUAUUUCAUUGCUAAAAGCUUGUGCGUUGGUGACAUCAGGACCAUGAACUGCCAUGAAGAGAAGAGGAAACUGAUUAUUGAAAGAAGAGGUUCCGAAUCAACAUUCUUUCAUGGAUAAAGUUCUUUUUCCCAUUUCCGAUACGAAUACGCACUACGUCUCUGGCUUUUAUGAUAUGCUUCCAAUUCUAGUAAUUUUAGGUUGGUAAUAGGUAUCAGAUGUCAAAAUUACCAUCCAACGUAUUACUAAUGUCUAACAACUUCCUGUCUGUGCACGCCAUCAUCAGUCCUCAGUUGCUACUCAUUUUCUUAAAAGGGAUAGUUUGAAUUUCCUGAUGUUAAUACUGACAAGGCUUCCAUUGUCAUCACGUUUAAAAAUCCUGAAAUGUUUUUGUUGAGAAAUCUGGAGUCAUUGAGAAAACUGACAUGCAGGAGAAACUUCCUCUGUUCCGUAGGACAGAGGGGAGGAACGGUGGAAACCGCCUCUCAGAUUCAUUCACAAUUGAGGGACGAACCCUACAUACAAAUUUCUAUAAUAUCAUAGCGAUCGCAAUAUUACACUUAGAUCUUCUAACAGUUUUUUUAGGGUAUCUUUUCUGUCAUACAAUUUGGAACCGGAGACCGGAACGCCAGAAACAUCAUUCUGAGUAUCACUGAUUCUCUUUGGGAAUAGGUCUAUCACUUUUCAAAGUAAAUGCGGAAGACAUACGGUUGGAAUCUUAUAUUAGGAAAUCUUCAUUGCAUUAAUGGGUGGAGCAGUAGGAUGUAAUAUAUUCGAAUUAAACAUUAGAUAAAAAUAUUUUAACGAUGAAUAAAGGCAUUAGCAGAUCUAAAAGACUGAUUUUAAUUUGCCAUUCAUGCAGCUGUCGUAAUACCAGGCAAUACUUUACACAAAUAAACAAACCCAUGCCAUGCUGGCUGAGGGAUUGCUUGUACUUUGUCCUUACCCGUUCCUAUUUUGGUGCUUGAGUAAUGGCUCCAAGUUACUUCCUUUUAGGGAACACAAAACUAAAUCGCCUCUGAAAUUACGUUGUCCAUGUUUUCAAUUUUAAAUUUUACUUCAUUUUUCUAAAUGAUUUUUCGGUUUUUCGUCUUUAAUUUCAUCAUACACGAUGAUUUUAUUUCGUCAGAAUUUUAUUGUGGAAAUGUCACUUUCAGGGGCAUACAGAUGGUCAUGCUGCCCUGCUUCAUGUUAGUUCAAACUCACUUGUUGUAGGAGAUCAUUGUGUGGGGUAAGUUCUUUGCAAUCAUAGAGAAGAUUUUUCAACUUUAAUUUCCCAUCUUUCACAGUUUUCUUAACGUUCAGUAGUGUCAUUUUGAGCAGAAAGACGAAGUAUAACCUUUUUCAAUCUUUUAGAUGUUUGUCAUCAGACUAUUUUUUUUUUCUUGCAAUGGUCCUCAUAUGCAAAAUCCUCUAUGAUGUUGAAGAAACUGGUCAAAUUGUGUUAUUAUAAAAUCAUUUUGUUUUUCCCAACCAAACAAGAAGUACCAGAUACCUUCAGAAAGGCACUUCAAAGGCGCCAAUUUGAUCGCAUGAUAUCUUCACACUAUUUGUCAAGGUAGUGGUGGUAAAUAUUUUUGAGUAGGCUGCAAGUGAGUGCAGGGUUCCGUUAUAGAAAACAAAAGUGCAAAUGUCCAUCUAUCCCCUAUAAGUAUAGUGUUCUAUUCAACAACGAUGACAGGAAGAGGAAAAAAUUGAGAAAAGCAUAAAGAGAGGGGCUGGAAGCAUUUUCCACCACUAGAAGAAACAGAACAAAAAGAUAUGUAAAAGCACAUGGUGAGCUGAGCUUUUGUUGGUUGGGCAGAUGCGAUCUCACUAUGCUCAAACUGCCCACUGAUACAAGACUCUCAGUUACCUCCAAUCCAAAGCUUCACUAUGUCCACUGGCUAAAAAAAAUCAUUUUGCUUGAGUAGAAGUUUUUAAUGCGACAUUAUUGACGUAGGUGGCCUCUCUUUUUGGUCUGUAAUUUUUUGGAGUCACUAGCAACUUUUUUUUUUUUUUUGCGUUGUCUAUUUAUAAUGAUUAUUAGUUUAGGCAAUUUCUCCCAUGCUUUCCCAUAUGAACCUUUCUUUCUAACCUUUUUUGCUUUUGCUUUGAUAGUCAGGGGAGUGCCGUCCUUGAUUUUAGAUCCGGCGGUAACAUGAAGGUAGUAGUCUACUUAUUUUUCUCGUACAAUUAGACAUUCUCCAUCCUCAUAUGGUUGUGAAUUACUCUCAUUAUUGUUUUUCAAAGGAAAUACAAUUACUGAGACAAUAUUUUGGCGGGCUCUUUGUUGCUGCAUUAAUGGUUUUUUAUUAUUUUAGAAAAUUCAGUCUUAUGAUUUCACAGAGAACUCGUUUAUCAGGAAUUGUUCCUGAUACAAGUUCCUGUUACAUGCAGGACUAUUUCGAAACAACAUACAAGUUCCUGGAAUUAUCACCGCAUGUUCUGAUUCCCAUGCACGGAAGAAUCAACUGCUGGCCUAAGAGCAUGCUUUGUGGAUACCUCAAGUAUUCUCUCUCUCUCUCUCUCUAUAUAUAUAUAUAUAUAUAUAUAUAUAUAUAUAUAUAUAUGUAUGUAUGUAUGGCGGAUAAAAUCAUAUAUACGCAUGGCCUAAUCAUUAGUUCAAGUCACACACUCCCAUAAUCCAUCUUCUCUUCGGAGAAUCUACUUCAACUAUUCAUACGAAAGUAUUAAAUGGGUAAUACAACACUUCAGAGUUGAAGAGAACUAUCCAAUUAACAUGUUUUAUUUUUAAAUAAUAUAUGUAUAUGUGCAUAUAUAAAAAUGCAUAUAUAUAUAUAUAUGUAUAUAAAAAAGCGCAUUCAUGUGUUCCCCACUGUUAUUUCUUUUCCAGUUCGACAGAACGGCUGUCUCACGCAUGAAACUAACUAUGAUUACAUUUGGCAUAGAAGUUUACAUUACUGUCUCCAUAUGUAUCCACAGAUUAAACAAAUAAAACGACUGUCUUUGUAAAAAACACCACUUACUGUUGCCUUAUUCUUUUUUUUUUUUUUUCUGCUGAGGAUCAUUCUAGAUAAGUGCGCCAUGAUUAUUUAUUUGUAUGAUUUUUCUAUUUAGCAGUAUGAAUUAGGCACCAUUGGUAAAAUUUCUAGAUAUGAAUGGCUACUCCCAUCGUGUUCUCCAUGUAUAGUUCAGAAGCUCGUAAAAACUCCCAAUAUCCGAAAGCUUUAGAGCGGAAUGCAAAACAUGGGGUGAUGAAAAUAAGAAAAAAAUAAGCCGAUUAUGUCUCCAGAUUCCAUUCUAUCAGCCCACUUGUGAUCUUUCCAAAAACUGUGCUUGCUUGGUUCGAAUUUCUGAAGAUUUCAGUUUAAACACCAUUAUUUAUUUACAUGUAUAUAUAUAUAUAUAUUUAUUUAUUUAUUUACAUGGGGUGUAAGUACAUAUGUAAAGAUUCAAAUAUCAGGGAUAUUUAGGGAGGAAUGGGAGAGAUAUGAUUGAUGAACGUAAGAGCUGAUUAUCUUUUUUCCCUAGUUAAAAACCCGUCACCCGUUUGGUGUAAUUUCCGACGGCUUCGAUUUUUGAUGAUUCUAUUUCUGCAGGCACCGGCGGGACCGGGAGCUGUCCAUUUUAGGGGCCAUCGAGAGCGGAGCUGAAACUCUCUUCGACAUCCUUGCCAAGUCCUAUUCCGAAGUGGAUUCCAAAUUCUGGUUUGCUGCUUCUUCCAAUGUAAGACUCCACGUGGACCACCUGGCCCACCAAGGAAAGCUCCCACAGGUAAUCCAGUAAUCGUUCUAUCCCCAUCAUUAUCGUCGUCAUUUUCCCUUCUUCUUCUUCUUCUUCUUCUUCCAUAAUAAUAAUAAUAAUAAUAAUAAUAAUAAUAAUAAUAAUAAUAAUAAUAAGAGGAAGAAGGAGAAGAUUAUUAUUAUUAUUAUUAUUAUUAUUAUUAUUAUUUGCGAGCUUUUUUUUCAUAAACGAGAUUUAAAUGUCUAUAGCAUGAAGGGUGACGAGGGUUAUUUCUUUGGGGGGUGGGGGGAGGGGUGCAGGGCUUCUCGGUGGAGACAUUCCUCAGCAGCUUUUCUGAGAUGGGCCAUAAAACGGCGUAAUGGAUGGGCUCGAACGGAUAUUUCUUCUUUGAUUCCCGGAGACACGUCUUUAUGACUCCUUUGUAACCCUUUCUCUCUCCGCUGUCUGUCUCUGUCUCUCUCUCUCUCUCUCUCUCUCUCUCUCUCGGUGAUCUCGUAGGGUCAGUCGAGGGCAGGUAGACUUUGGCCGCCGAGAUCCAGAGAUCAGAGGAUCUUCGUAGAACUAUUACGAGAAUAAUUAAUCAAUUAAUUAUUAAUACGUUUUGUUGCUUUCUGGUCGGCAUGGGCUCGUGGUGCAGGGGUUCUCUCACGAGAGGUUUCUGGCGUCGUGUCGACUGCGUUUUCUGUGUUGCUGGGUCUGCGCCCUUCUCUUCGGUGUUGCCCGGAGGUUCUUCUCUGGCACAGUACUCGUCACCAUUGGUCUCGCCGGAAUAGCUCUCUCCUGCACACUAUACGCCUCGUGA